Molecule: messenger RNA, 2310 nt
Organism: Gastrolobium bilobum
Lineage: Eukaryota; Viridiplantae; Streptophyta; Magnoliopsida; Fabales; Fabaceae
Exons: 13
Coding region: 1-2310 (769 amino acids)
Biological process (GO): regulation of DNA-templated transcription
Cellular component (GO): nucleus
Source: RefSeq, a predicted model, not a curated record
AUGUUGGCUCUUCCAUCAAUCUCCAACACCAACGCGGGAACCGAAUUGUCUCCACAGCAGCAACAAAAUGGUAGCGAAGUUGAUGUCAGUGGGAAGAAAGAAAAACGCAGUGGAAUUCGAGUAGUUGGAAACAGAAUCUAUGAUUCUGCAAAUGGAAAAACUUGCCAUCAAUGUCGCCAGAAAACUAGGGAUUUUGCUGCUGCGUGUAAGAAUCUGAAAAAUGGCAAGCCUUGUGUCAUUAAGCUUUGCCACAAAUGCCUCUUGAACAGAUAUGGGGAGAAAGCAGAAGAGGUAGAUAUGGUGAGUGAUUGGAAAUGUCCGAAGUGCAGAGGCAUUUGCAACUGUAGUUGUUGCAUGAAAAGACGAGGUCAACAACCUACUGGUGCUCUUGUGCAUGUAGCCAAGGCAUCAGGAUUUAAGUCUGUAUCAGACAUGCUUGCAAAAGCUUCUGAAAAUUUGGAGCCUACAAAAGAAGCUACUUUAGAAAAGCAACAAUCUAUUGAUAACUCAGUUCAUGAUAAGGUUCUUAUGAAUAAAGCUGCUUCACCUCUAAAGUCAAUUGUACCAGACAAGGAAUUUUGGAAGGAAAACACUUUAGAUGGAAAUAGUAGUUUAAAGCUUGAGUCUCUGAAGGUUCAGAAGACAUCACCUCAGAAAUCUAAGAAAACAAAGAGGGAAAGAUUAAAGGAAAUAUCAAAUAGCAACAGUGUUGACGAUGCUUGCCAAAUCAAGAGCCUUAAAAUGCCUAAAAUUUGUAAUGAAGUUCUAGAGGAUGAAACAAAAGGAAAUGCAAAUGAUGGCAUUAAAGUUUGCAAUGAAGUUUCUGAAAAGGAAACAAAAGUAGAUCGGAACCGUGAUAUUGUUUAUGCAAACAUGGAUGGUCCCGAGACUUGGGCUGCCAAUGAUUUUUGCCUCAUUCCUAUUCUAAGGGAUGAAAAUAGGUGCAAAAGCAUUAUUGUGAUAGAUGAUGAUGAUGGUGAUGAUGAUAAUGCUGAAGUCAAGUCUCAAACAGCCAUUACUGUUUUUCAUGGAGUAUCUGAAAAGGAAAGGGAAGUAGAUAGGAACCAUGCCGCGGUUCAUGGAAAUGGUCCUGAGGCUUGGUGUGCUAAUGAUUUUUUCUUCGACCCCAAGACUUUGAAUUCAAAUGAUUUUGUCGUCAAUCCUAAUCAACAAGUUCAGAAAAAAAUUUGGAACAACACUGUAGUCAUAGGUGAUAAUGAUAAUGCAGGUGUCAAGUCCCAAAUGGGCAUAGCAAAGUUUCAACAACUCAGGAAAUUUAUUGUGAACUCAGAGAGGGAAAAAGAAAAAGUUCAGGAAGAAAUUCCUUUGCCACCUGGCACUGAGUUAACAGACAUAUUGGACAUUGAGUUUCCACCUGAAGAUGUUGGGAAUGCAUUGCAGUUUUUAGAGUUUUGCAGAGUGUUUGGAAAGGCUCUUGAUGUCAAGAAAGGAGAAGCUGAAGCUAUAUUACGAGAAUUAAUACGUAAGCAAAAUUUGCGCCGAGGACAAAACAACUUGGUAAUUCAGUUUCAAAUUAGAGUGUUGACUCUAAUACUCAUUGAUUCUGGAGAAAAGUCUCCUUCCUUGAGUACUUCCAAUGGGAAGAAUUCAUGGUUGAAAGCACUUGAGGAUUUAAUCACUGAAUCUGAUCUUGUACUGAAAGAAUUUCCAUUAGAUUGGCUUAAGGAAGGCAUUAGCGGAUAUUAUGAUUUGGAUUUGUCUAAAAAGCUUACUCUGCUGAACUUUCUUUGUGAUGAAGCUUUAGGCACUGAGAAACUAAGGAGUUAUAUUGAUGAUCAAAAUUUAAGAUUUGCUGAAGAAAUGAAAGAAGCCAAAUCUAAGGUUGCUGCUGCUAAGGAAAAGGAAAGAGGUGUUAAGAAGAAGUUGCAGGACGAGGUAGCCAAAGCUUUUGUUUCCAAUGGUGCUCCCCUUUCGAUUUCUGAGCAUGAUGCUCUUGUUUCGAAGAUAAAAAGUGAAGCUGCUCAAGCUCAUGCUGAGGUGCUUGAGGCACAGGGAACUAUUCCUAAAAGGAAACAAAGUUCUGAUGCUACAAGAACCGAGCCUGAGUUUUUGGACUGUAAUGGUCAGGCAUUUUGGAAAUUACAAAGUUACAAUGGUGAAUAUGCUGUUUUGUUGCAAGAUAUCAAAAUUCAGGAUGCAGCUGCUACUAAAGUUGAUGAAAGAUGGUUUGUGUAUGGUCCUGAGAAGAAGGAAGAAAUUGAUAAGUACAUUACCUCAAGGUCUAAAAGACCUAAAAGUCACAAGGUUUCUUACAUACUUUCAAAUGAAAGCAGUGAAGCAGAUAUCUAG